Molecule: messenger RNA, 4851 nt
Organism: Eimeria necatrix
Lineage: Eukaryota; Apicomplexa; Conoidasida; Eucoccidiorida; Eimeriidae
Exons: 5
Coding region: 1-4851 (1616 amino acids)
Cellular component (GO): nucleolus; nucleoplasm
Source: RefSeq, a predicted model, not a curated record
AUGGGGCCCCCCAGUGACCCUCUUCAAACCCUUUCCGAAGAAGAAAGAAGAAAUUUGCUGCUGCUGCUCACAGUCGAUGCAAUUACUCAACUCCUAGACACAGCCAAGGCCCCCCCAGGGGGCCCCCCGGGGGCCCCCCAGGGGGCCCCCCAGGGGGCCCCCCAAGGGGCCCCCCAGGGGGGCCCCCAGGGGGGCCCCCAGGAAGGCCCCCAGGGGGGCCCCCAGGGGGGCCCCCAGGGGGGCCCCCAGGGGGCCCCCUCUAGGGUCCGGGAGAUAAAUGAACUUGCUGCUGCAGCAGCGCAGCAGCUGCAGCAAUUCCGGAAGGAGCUGGACCUGCUGCUGCAGAAGCUGCCUUUGGGGGGCCCCCUCCCAGUACCCUCGGGGGGCCCCCCAGUACCCUCGGGGGGCCCCCCAGUACCCUGGGGGGCCCCCCCCUCGGGGGGCCCCCCAGUACCCUCGGGGGGCCCCCCUAGGGUUUUGCUGCACGUGUUUGGGGCCAGUUCUUUUUCGAGUUUGUCUGCUGCAGUUGAAGGGCUUUUGGAGCUGCUGGCGGCUUCGCUGGCAGCAGCAGCAGCAGCAGCAGCAGCAGCAGCAGCAGCAGCAGCAGCAAAUAAAGGAAGCAAAAUCAGCAAAAUGAAUAAUACCCUCGCUUUGCUGCUUGAGAUCCUCAAGCGCCUGCUGCUGCCCCAACAGCAGCAGCAGCAGCAGCUGCUGCUGCUGCAGCAGCAGCAGCAGCUGCUGCUGCUGCAGCAGCAGCAGCAGAAGUGUCUGGAGCCGCACCAGCAACAGCAGGGACAGCAGCACCUGCAGGAGCAGCAGCUGCAGCUGCAGCUGCCGCAGCAGCUGCAGCAGCAGCAGCAGCAGCUGCAGCAGCAGCAGCAGCAGCAGCAGCAGCAGCAGCAGCAGCAGCAGGUGCUGCGGCGGGGCUGGUUUUUUCGCAGUUUGUUUGGCCAGUGCAUGCACUUCUGCAGCCGCUGUUUGGAAGUGAUAAUAACACUGCAGCAAAUGGAAUUAUCUGCUGCUGCUGUCAGCAGCUUCGGCUUGAGUGUGCUGCAGCUGCUUGCUGCUGCUGCUGCUGCUGCGUGGCCGCUGCAGUUGGCUGCGCAUGCGCUGCAGCAGCCAGCAGCACCCAGCAGCAGCAGCAGCAGCAGCAGCAGCAGCAGCUCCUUCUUCGCUGCUUUUGCUGCUGCAGUUCCUCCUGCUGCUGAUGUGCCCACUGCAGCAGCAAGCAGCAUCUGCGUACACGAGCUGCUGCUGCUGCUGCUGCAUUGCCUGCACCGCAGCCUCAGCAGCAGCAGCAGCAGCAGCAGCAGCAGCAGCAAACUUGAGAAUUCCGAGCUGCUGCUGUGGGCCUUAAGAGGCCUUUAUUACAUGGCCUGCUGCUUCAGCUGUACGUACACCCCAAUCGGCGACAACGCAGCAGCAGCAGCAGCGGGAACCACAGCAGCAGCAGCAGCAGCGGGGACCACAGCAGCAGCAGCAGCAGCAGCAGCAGCAGCAGCAAAUGCAACAGCAGCAAGAGAUGCAGCGCUCAAAGUUUACCCCGGCGUCGCUGCCUCGCUCUUCAGUCUUCUUAUAGACAGCAGCAGCCCCAGCAGCAGCAGCAGCAGCAGCAGCAGCAGCAGCAGCAACAACAACAGCAGCAACAGCAGCAGCAGCAGCAGCAGCACGGGCUUGUCAGGGUUGCGCCUCUCCACUAAGAUUGCAUGUGCUGCUGCUCUUGCUUUAGGCCAGUGGAUGCAUGCAGCCCUAUCUCCAACAGCAGCAGCAGCAGCAGCAGCACGUCGUGCAGCCCCAGCAGCAACAGCAGCAACAGCAGCAACAGCAGCAACAGCAGCAACAGCAGAUGCUGCGAAAUACGCGCAGCUGCUGGCGCUGCUCAGAAGCAGCGGCGCUUUGAAGGAGACAAAAGAGACAAAAGAGACAGCAGCAGCAGCAGCAGCAGCAGCAGCAGCAGCAGCAAAUACAACAGCAGCAGCAACAGCAGCAAAUACAACAGCAGCAGCAACAGCAGCAGGAGCAGCAGCAGAAACAAUGGAGCUGCUGCUGUCCCCCGCAACAGCGGAAGAUCUUGAUGCAGCAAAAGCAGAAACAGCCUGGAGACUAGAACAGCAGCAGCAGCAGCAGCAGCAGGGGGAGCAGCAGCAGCAGCAGCAGCAGGGGGAGCAGCAGCAGCAGCAGCAGCAGCAGCAGCAGGGGGAGCAGCAGCAGCGGGGUCUGAAUUGUGGGAAGUUGCUCUGCAAAGUGCUGCAGCAGCAGCAGCAGCAGCAGCAGCAGCAGCAGCAGGGGGCUGCUUCGGUCUUCUCUACCAGCAGCAGCAGCAGCAGCAGCAGCAGCAGCAGCAGGGAAGCAAGUGUUGCUGGGGACGUGUUGAUUAGCUGCUCUUUGGACUUGGAAUCUGCUGCUGCUUCUCUCUGCCGCAUUUGUCGCCUGCGAGCACCCAGCAGCAGCAGCAGCAGCAGCAGCAGCAGCAGCAGCAGCAGCAGCAGCAGCAGUGCUGCUGCUGCAGCAUUUUUGGCCCCUCACCACGGGGCAACUGAAGCAGCUUUGGAAGCAGAGCUUUUAAUUAAGCGGCUGUACCCCCCAGCAGAAAGAGACACAGCAGCAGCAGCAGCAGCAGCAGCAGCAGCAGCAGCAGAGGGGGGUCCUGGAGCGGCAGCAGCAGCAGCGGCGGCAGCAGCAGAACUUGCUGCUGUGCUGCCUCCCCCCUUCGAGCUAGCUGCUGCUGCGCAUUCGCCUGCUGCUGCUGCUGCAGCAGCAGACACAGUGAGGGCCCUCUCCUGCUGCUUGCUGCCGCUGCAGCGGGGAGAGCUGCUGCUGCUGCUGCUGCAGGCAGCAAAGCAGAAGGGCCUUCAGAGGGCCCCCAGGGGGGCCCCCUGGCUGCUGCUGCUGCGGCAGUGUGAGUGUCUCCUUGCUGCUGCUCUGCUGCUGUCUUCGAUUGUCAGCAGCAGCAAAGUCCAGAAACUGCAGCAGCAAACCCAAGACCUCUCUUACUUGGAUCAGGCGCUGACGCUGCUGACCGAGCUUCAGCAGCAGCAGCAGCAGCAGCAGCAGCAGGAAUUUAACCGGCAGCAGCAGCAGCAGCUGCAGCAGCAGCAGCAGCAGCAGGAGCUCCCCCCGCAGCAGCAGCAACAGCAGCAGGAGCAGCCUCCCUGCAGCUGCCUGUACUGCUGCCCGGAAGAAGACCUGCACACUGCAGCAGCAGCAGCAGCAGCAGCAGGGCCCCUCCCCUCAGCAGCAGCAGCAGCAGCAGCAGCAGCAGAAAGUCUUGACUGCUUCUUCGCGCUGCUGUUCUGCUGCAUCAGCUUUUGUGCUGAGGGUCUGGGGGCCCUCGGGGGCCCCCCUGCUGUCUCUGUUCAUUUGCCUUAUGUUAUUAUUGGUUUAGUGGAGGCAGCAGGCAGCAGCAGCAGCAGCAGCAGCAGCAGCAGCGCAGCAGCAGCAGCAGCAGCAAGGAAGGCGCUGCAUGCGUUUCACGACGCGGCUGGCCGCUGCAUGCACAAGAAGGCAAUUAAUAGAGAGACAAAAGAGGGUUUUGAUUCUGCUGCUGAAGAAGCUGCUGCUGCUGCUGCUGCUGCUGCUGCUGCUGCUGGGGCUGCAUGCAAAGAGUGCAGAGCUGUGAGAGCAGCAGAAGCAGCAGCAGCAGCAGCAGCAGCGCCAGCUGCAGCAGCAGCAGGCGAGUGCACAGACGGAGCGCGGUGUCUGCUGCAGAGCGAGGGGGCUUUGCUGCUGGACGAACUGGCUUGCCGCAUGCAGCAGCUGCAGCAGCAGCAGCAGCACGCGCUGCUGCUGCUGCAGCAGCAGCAGCAGCAGCAAAUGCUGCUGCUGCUGCAGCAAGAACCUCGAGUUGUCUCUUUGCUCUCUGCUGUUAUUGCUUUGGCUCCUCCCUCCCUCAUGGGGUCUGUCGGUUCGCUGCUGCAGCUGCUGCUGCAGCAGCAGCAGCAGCUGCAGCACCAGUUGCAGCAGCACCUGCUGCAACGCCGCUGGCGCAACCAGCAGCAGCAGCUGCUGCAGCAGCAGCAGCAGCAGCAGCAGCUGCAGCAGGAAGUGCCCGUCUGGCUGCUGCGGCUCUUUGCUGCUUUCUCUUAUUCCAUUUCUGCUGCUGUUGCUGCUAGCCGCCGUUGCGCACUGCAGCAAAACGGAGCGAAGCAAUUUGUCUGCUUUGACUGCUGCUGCUGCCGCUGCUGCUGCUGCUGCUGCUGCUUUGCCAGCAGCAGCAGCAGCAGCAGCAAUUCUCUUCAGCAGCAGCGACGCUUCUUAAAGUCCUCACUUAUGAGGCAGAGGGUCUCCCGCCAAGGGCUGUGGGCCAGCAAGAGCAGCAGCAGCAGCAGCAGCAGCAGCAGCAGCAGCAGCAGCAGCACAGCAGCAGCAGCAGCAGACGAUGACCCUGAGGUAGUGAGUUUGCUGCGGGCAGCUGCGCUGCUGGGGAUGAACGAAGAUGCAGAUGAAGAAGAUCUUUUCAGCAGCAGCAGCAGCAGCAACAGCAGCAGCAGCAGCAGCAGCAGCAGCAGCAGCAGCAGCGAUUUAGGGUUUGCUGCAGCAGAGGGGCCUGGGGCUGAUGUGACAGCAGCAGCAGCAGCAGCAGCAACAGCAGCAGCAGCAGCAGCAACAGCAACAGCAAUAGAUUUCCGCUCUUUGCGUCAUUCUGCUGCUACUCUUCUGUGUCUGGUUCGGCUGCACUUGAGAGACAACACUGCUGCUGCUGCUGCUGCUGCUGCUGCUCCAGCAGCAGCAACAGCAGCAGCAGCAGCAGCAGCAGCAGCAGCAGCUUUGUCUCACUUAUCAGUUUUUCGCUGUUUGUUUGUAUUGACAACAAAACAAAGAGACAUUUUGCCCUCCAUCCACGAGGGCUGA